AUGUCGGGGAUGUGGGCAAGUGGUCCUUCAAGACGCCGGAGUGUCGGUGAAAGCACCAAGGACCGGCGGCCCCGGCUGAAAGCUUUGGCGGCAGAUAGUGCACAGGAGCGCCGCCGUCAGGAAUUCAUCUCCAACCAGAAGAGGGCGCGGCGGAACCUGUCCGACCACGCUCGUCUGCUGGCCGCUCUGCCGUCGGAAGAGUCAGAAGCCACCGACACCGGCGAAUACCAGCAGCACCGCCACCACCAUCACCCACAAGCUGAAGGCUGCGAUUACGGAUUCCCGACCGCAGAAGGAGGGGGGGUGGAGUCGUCGAUAAAAGGGCACGAAGGAACCGGAGGCGAAGCAGGAGCAGGAGGUGGAGAUACAGGAGGAGGGUGGGCGCAGGAGGUCGAAAUGGCGAUCGAUGAUGGACAGGUCCAUGAAAAGUCUCCCCACCAUGUUGGCGACGCCACCGCCAGGGUUUCCGCCAGUAGGCCGGCGAGCAGCAACAACAGCUCCACCGGCGCUAGGGGCGGCGGGCAAGGCGGCGGUAGGGGGAAGGGGACAAGGGGCGCCGGAGGCAGCGGCGGUGCGGCUCAACGGGCGAUAAGACGGCGGGACCACUGGGCCAAUCAGCUUUGCACUCCGGAGUGGAUGCUGACGGUCCCGAGCGAUCUCAACGGUGCCGGCAGCACCGUUGGUGCUGGGUGGUACGUGAUGACGAGGCCGGAGGGCAAGCGUGUGCUGGUCAUCUCGGCAAAGGGGGAGACGGUGGCCAGGCAGAUGUGCGGAGCGAUCACGCACAGGUUUAGCUCGAACUUACCGGGGGGAUCGUCGACUACGGCGGGACGGCGGGGGGGCUCGAAGGGCGGUGGCGGCUACUGCAUCUUGGACUGUGUCUUUCACGAGCUGGACCAGACUUUCUUCGUGUUGGACAUGAUGGCGUGGAAAGGCUACCCGCUGUACGACUGCAACACGGACUUCCGUUUCUACUGGGUCCGGACGAAACUGCUUGAAGCAGACGGGCCUCUUGACACCGUCACCUCGAGAAACGCCUACAGAAUAAAGCCGACGCCGUACCAUGAGUGCGAUAGGCAAGGGCUGGCCCACGCCUACGCUUCGCCCGUGCCGUUCAUCAAGGAUGGGCUGCUGUUCUACCUCAAGACCGCCCACUACCAGCUAGGCCCGACGCCUCUGGUGCUGCUGUGGAAGGACGCAUCAGUGGCGAGGUAUCUGGGGAUACAGUCGGACCAGGCUGUGGUGCUGAAGGUAGUAGGAGACCGCAGCGGCGCAGAGUCGGAGGAAGAGAGAGAGCUCUCAAGAGGCGGCGAGACUGAUGCCGGUUCGGCGGAUCACUCGAACAGCCCUCGAACGGUUUCGCUUUUGGACGGCCCCCACAAAGGAGCGUUCGCUGCCACGGGUACCGGUGGCGAUCAGCGGGGUGGUGGUGGUGGCGGUGGCGGUGCGGCGAAAUACCCACUGAUAACCGCGGACGGCGUGUGUGUGGGGGAGGUGGGGCCGGAAGGGAGCCCUACGUACGUCCCGCAGGCGAAGGCGAAUGACUUGCUGCGGUUCAAGCUGACGGGUGCCGAGGAGGAACUGCUCGACCAAUCAGCGGGAGGCACGGCGGCGAUGGAGGCGGCGGCGGCCACUGGAGGGGGGGGGGGUGCGCUGAGGGGGUCAGUGCAGGGGCUUCGGUUCGACAAGCGCUGCAGCAAGUUGCGGCCUAUGGCGGACACGUGGAGUAAGGUGCUCUUCCAGUCCAGGCUCCGAAGAAACGGCGGCGUUAGUAUCGAAGACAUCGAUGCCAAGGCCAAGUGUGUCAUCACACCAUCGAUAGGUCCUCAAGAGGGACAGGGAGAUGAGCAGCACGCGGAAGAAGAUGGUGACGAUGAUGAGAUGCUCUAG
This is a messenger RNA of Ectocarpus siliculosus, 1890 nucleotides long. NCBI's taxonomy places the organism in Eukaryota, Phaeophyceae, Ectocarpales, Ectocarpaceae. The record is from the annotation of a GenBank genome assembly.